Molecule: messenger RNA, 2758 nt
Organism: Impatiens glandulifera
Lineage: Eukaryota; Viridiplantae; Streptophyta; Magnoliopsida; Ericales; Balsaminaceae
Product: gamma-tubulin complex component 2
Exons: 21
Coding region: 297-2417 (706 amino acids)
Biological process (GO): microtubule nucleation; cytoplasmic microtubule organization; meiotic cell cycle
Cellular component (GO): spindle pole; equatorial microtubule organizing center; gamma-tubulin small complex
Molecular function (GO): gamma-tubulin binding; microtubule minus-end binding
Source: RefSeq, a predicted model, not a curated record
AACUCGUUAUCCUCAACAAACGAGUUCAAGAGUUGACUCGCGAUCUUAACAUUCCCGAUCUUCGUCUAAUCGGACCGGGCCUAUCAGCCAAAACCCAUAACAGUUUAUCGGUCCUGUAGCAGUUAAUCGAACAGGAAGGCAAAAGUUCUUGUAUUUACAUAAAGAGUAGCACUUCAACUUUUCAAUUUAGCAUCCCGCCCUGUUUUGGUGUAGUGAGAUUUCAAAUUAUGAGGAUUUCGCACUAGUAAGGGAAGAAAAUCAUAGAUAUCUGAAUUCCUUCGAUUUUCUUCUCUAAAAUGGAGGGUUCCCCUCGAUGUCCUUCAACUCCUAUAUGGAACAACAAUAGGCCCUUUCUCACUGGCCGAUUCCACGAGGAAAUAAGGAAGAGUUCUCGAGCUACUGAAGCUAAAUCUUCAUUCUUUGAUUCUUUCAGUUUACCAAGAGGUCCUGGACAGGAGAAGGCCAUUGGUUGCUAUAGUGCUUCUGUGCAGGAAUUGAUUGUAAUUGAUGAUCUACUGUCUGCAAUGGUUGGAAUUGAAGGGCAGUACAUCUCAAUAAAAAGAACGGGGAAAGAUAAUAAUUUUAUCUUCCAGGUUGAUUUGUCAAUGGAUCUUUCUCUCCAGGAGUUGGCAAACCGUAUGUUUCCUCUGUGUGAGAGCUACUUGUUGGUUCAUCACUUUGUGGAGUCAAGGUCUCAAUUCAAGGCUGGGCUUGUUAAUCAUGCAUUUGCUGCUGCGUUGAGGGCAUCCCUUCUUGAUUACCAGGCAAUGGUGGCACAACUUGAACAUCAGUUUCGGCUAGGAAGACUUUCAAUCCAAGGUUUAUGGUUCUACUGCCAGCCAAUGGGAAUAAUGCAAGCUUUAUCCAUCGUGAUCCAGAAAGCUUCAGCUAAUAAUUUCGCGGGCUCAACAGUUCUUAACCUUUUACAAAGCCAGUCCAAGGCCAUGGCUGGUAACCAUGCGGUGAAAAAACUGCUGGACAAAUUGACGCAAAGUGCUAGCGCUCCUUAUCUUGGUAUACUUGAAAGAUGGGUUUAUGAAGGAGUAAUUGAUGAUCCUCAUGGCGAAUUUUUCAUUUCUGAGAAUAAAUCUUUGCAAAAGGAAAGUCUCACAGAAGAUUAUGAUGCUAAGUAUUGGCAGCAGCGGUACAGUUUAAAGGAUGAUAUACCUGCCUUCCUAUCAAAUGCUGCUGGAACAAUUUUGACUACUGGAAAAUAUUUGAAUGUGAUGCGGGAAUGUGGGCACAUUAUUCAGGUCCCUGAGUCAGAAGCUUCAAAAUUGAUGAGUUUUGAGGGAAAUCAUCAAUACCUUGAAUGUAUAAAAGUUGCUUAUGAAUUUUCAAGUGGUGAACUCUUGAAUCUUAUUAAAGAAAAGUAUGAUCUAAUGGGAAAGCUACGGGCUAUGAAGCAUUAUAUUCUUCUUGAUCAGGGUGACUUUCUGGUUUCUUUUAUGGAUAUAGCUCGUGAUGAGCUCUUGAAGAAGCCAGAUAAGAUUUCUAUAGAGAAGCUGCAGUCUCUGCUUGAUCUGGCUUUGCGUACAACAGCAGCGGCAACUGAUUCUUGCCACGAGGACUUAAUAUGUUGUAUGGAAAAAUCCACUUUGAUUAAAAGAUUGUUUUCGCUCAAAGAUCUUGGGAUAAACCAGCCUGUUUCUGAAAGCGGUGAUUUAGAGUCAUCUGUUAACAUUACUGGCUGGGAAACAUUUUGUUUGAGUUAUAAGGUCCACUGGCCACUGUCCCUUGUCAUAUCAAGGAAAGCAUUAACAAAGUAUCAGCUGAUUUUCCGCUUGAUUUUUCAUUGUAAGCAUGUGGAUCGCCAGCUUUGUGGGGCAUGGCAAGCACAUCAGGGUGUUCGUGCCCUGAACAUAAAGGGAACUGCAAUCUCUCGGUCAUCUUUGCUGUGCCGAAGCAUGCUUAAGUUUAUAAACAGUCUUCUGCACUAUUUGACAUUUGAGGUUAUUGAACCCAAUUGGCAUGUGAUGCAAAACAGACUUCAGACUGCAAAAAGCAUUGAUGAGGUUAUACAAUAUCAUGAUAUUUUCCUCGAUAAGUGUCUGAGGGAGUGCUUGCUUCUUCUACCAGAACUCCUUAAGAAAAUUGAAAAGUUGAAGUCAAUAUGCCUGCAAUAUGCUGCGGCAACUCAGUGGAUGAUUUCUUCUGUAAUUACUAUAUUACCCGAACCAGACACUACCUCAGUUGACAAUGUUACUGAAGAGGAUAAAAACAUGAAACAAAAGAUGUCGAAGAAGGUGACAAGAUCGAUAGUAGAAAAUGAAGCAGUCACCAACUCUAUCCUGAAAUUUGGGAGGGACUUUACAUCUGAACUUGAGAGCUUGGGGCCAAUUUUGAGCAGCAAUUCACUAGUAGAGCCCUAUUUGACUCACCUUGCUCAGUGUAUUCUUGGUGUGGGGAGGGACUAAUGAAUGCCAAAUCCACAUUGAUGCAAAAAAAAGGAAAAAAAAGUGUAUCAUAUUUGUUUUGUUUAUUUCCUUGGUUCAUUUUCGCGAUUUUAAAUGACGACUCUUGUUCGUUUUAUAAUGGGUAAAGGCGAUUCAAUUGUUUUAGCUGAUAAAAUUAUUUUCUUGCAUCACCCGCUCCAAAAAAAGAAUGUUUGGAUUUUUCUUUGUAUUUUUUUCUUGAUUCUUGCGUGAUUGAAGAUUGUUGUGUUUUUUCUUUUCUAAAACAUUGGUUUUCAUUAUGUUAAUCUCAUGUAAACAAUUUCAUUAGUAAGUAUGAUGGGCUGGCUAUAUAUCACUUCUCA